Messenger RNA from Macadamia integrifolia, 1328 nucleotides. Its product is annotated as transcription factor MYB41-like. Bases 121 to 1245 code for a protein of 374 amino acids. Lineage: Eukaryota; Viridiplantae; Streptophyta; Magnoliopsida; Proteales; Proteaceae. The record is from RefSeq and is a predicted model, not a curated record. The transcript has 3 exons.
UCAAUUUCUAGUUUCUAUCCUCCUUUCCCAAACUCUCAACUUAAUUUUAAUCAUCUCUCUCUCUCUCUCUCUCUCUCUCUCUCUCUCUCUCUCAAAGAAAGCAACAAAGGGUAUCAAGAAAUGGGGAGAGCACCUUGUUGUGACAAAAGUGGAUUGAAGAAGGGACCUUGGACUCCAGAGGAGGAUCAGAAGCUCAUUGAUUAUAUCCAGAAAAAUGGCCAUGGAAGUUGGCGAACCCUUCCCAAGAAUGCUGGGCUUCAGAGAUGUGGAAAAAGUUGCAGACUUCGAUGGACAAACUACCUGAGACCCGACAUCAAGAGAGGCAGAUUCUCCUUUGAAGAAGAAGAGACCAUAAUUCAGCUUCACGGUAUUUUGGGGAACAAGUGGUCUGCCAUUGCCGCUCGCUUGCCGGGUAGGACGGAUAAUGAAAUCAAGAACUACUGGAACACCCACAUUAGAAAGAGGCUUCUCCGAAUGGGAAUCGAUCCCGUAACUCAUAGCCCAAGACUCGAUCUUCUCGACCUCUCUUCCCUUCUUAGAUCAGUACCUCUCUACAACCAAACUCAGCUGAAUGUCUCUAGAUUACUUGGGAUCCAAACUGUGCUCAACCCUGAGCUCCUUAGGCUUACCACCACUCUCUUAUCAUCCCAACGCGACAACCCAGACCUUCAACUUCUACAUAACCUCCAAGAAAACAACUCUCAAUUUCAAAACCAGUUCUCUUCUUUCACUUCUUCCAAUCAACUCCAAACCCCAAUUCAAGACAUCGCUGGUUGCACCACCACCACCACCACCACAUCCACAGCUCCUUGCUCUCCAGUACUUCUGAACGAAACCCAGCUCUUGCAGGCCAAUGUGGACCAGUUCCCAUCAAAUUCAACCAGCUUCAGCUGCCAUAAUUCUCCACCUAGUAGUACCUGGCAAGACAAUGGUGCUGCUCUUCCUUCUAAUUUCACAGAUGAUUUAAUUUCACUGUCCAAUUACGGCUACUACAACUCUGCUGAUCAAUCUACGCUUGACCCUCUAUCUGAAAACUCUAGUCAUCUCCAAUCCUACAACAACAACAACAACCAGAAUUUCAACUUUGCUUCGGUUCUAUCGACACCUUCAUCAUCAAACCCGACUCCUUUGAAUUCAUCGCCUACGUACAUUAACGGCAGCACCGAAGAUGAGAGGGACAGCUAUUGCAGUAACUUGUUAAAGUUUGAAUUGCCUGUCCUCUUGAACGUCAAUGAAUUCAUGUAAUCAUGUGGAAAAUAUCAUUUUGAACUGUUUAGAGUUUUAAUCUUCUUUCUUUUUUUCUUUGUUGGUACUACUACUAUUGUAAA